CUCUGGAGCCGACAUGGGCGCCGCCGCGCGGGCGCUGCGGCCUCUGGCACUGCGUGCGUCUGUGCUGCUACUGCUUCUGCCUCUCCCCGGGCUGCCCACGGGCUCCUGGGACCCGGCCGGUUACCUGCUCUACUGCCCCUGCAUGGGGCGCUUUGGGAACCAGGCUGAUCACUUCUUGGGCUCCCUGGCAUUUGCAAAGUUGUUGAACCGCACCUUGGCUGUACCUCCGUGGAUUGAGUACCAGCAUCACAAACCUCCCUUCACCAAUCUCCAUGUGUCCUACCAGAAGUACUUCAAGCUGGAGCCCCUCCAGGCUUACCAUCGGGUCAUCAGCCUGGAGGACUUCAUGGAGAAGCUGGCUCCCACCCACUGGCCCCCCGAGAAGCGGGUGGCAUACUGCUUUGAGGUGGCAGCACAGCGAAGCCCUGAUAAGAAGACAUGCCCCAUGAAGGAAGGAAACCCCUUUGGCCCAUUCUGGGAUCAGUUUCAUGUGAGUUUCAAUAAGUCGGAACUUUUUACAGGCAUUUCCUUCAGCGCUUCCUACAAAGAACAAUGGAUUCAGAGAUUUUCAGCAAAGGAACAUCCUGUGCUCGCCCUGCCAGGGGCCCCAGCCCAGUUCCCUGUCCUGGAGGAACACAAGUCACUCCAGAAGUACGUGGUGUGGUCAGAUGAGAUGGUGAAGAUGGGAGAGGCCCAGAUCCGUGCCCACCUCAUCCGGCCCUAUGUGGGCAUUCAUCUGCGCAUUGGCUCUGACUGGAAGAACGCAUGCGCCAUGCUGAAGGACGGUACUGCAGGCUCGCACUUCAUGGCCUCUCCACAGUGUGUGGGCUACAGCCGCAGUACAGCAGCCCCCCUGACCAUGACCAUGUGCCUGCCGGACCUGAAGGAAAUUAGGCGGGCCGUGAAGCUCUGGGUGAGCGCGCUGAACGCCCGGUCAGUCUACAUUGCCACUGACUCUGAGAGUUAUGUGCCUGAGAUCCAGCAGCUUUUCAAAGAGAAGGUGAAGGUGGUGAGUCUGCAGCCCGAGGUGGCCCAGAUCGACCUGUACAUCCUCGGCAGAGCUGACCACUUUAUUGGCAACUGUGUCUCCUCCUUCACUGCCUUUGUGAAGCGGGAGCGAGACCUCCAGGGAAAGCAGUCGUCCUUCUUUGGCAUGGACAGGCCCCCUCAGCUGCGGGAUGAAUUCUGAUCCUGGCUGGAGAAUGUCACCAGUCACAGCUGAUCCUUUCAGCCAGGCCUGGCAGCCAGAGGUGCUCUCAGGACUGCAAGCUCCUCUUUUUGCCUGCCAGAGCUGGAGAACCGUAUCAGGGAGGCAUCUCCCGCCUCUGUGUUUCCCCAUUCUCUGGGAAUUUCUCACAAAGGUAGAGCAGUCAAACCUCUCUCCUUUGUUCUCCCUGGGAUGAGCAGCCUGGGAAGCUGAGAGAUUUUUUUAUAGAAGGGGAUUUUUAUAGUUUUGAUACAAGGUCAUGGCCACCCUAGGACUCUCCUUUAUUUUUAAAAGUCAGUGAAAUCCAUUAGCAUAGAUACCUAAAGUGACCUUAACAGCAAGUGGAUGGAUCCAGGGCUGGGGUGGGUCUUUUGGCCACUUUUCCAAGUAUCCCCCAAAGUGGCCCUCAGACCCAUCUCCACUGCCCAACCAGAGCCAGUGUCAUCCCCACCUCCUAGGCCAUGUCCAGGAUUGGGGUGUGUGUAUGCUCCUCUAUCAGAAACACUGCAAAUGGGAGUAAACAGUCAGGCACUCUGCAGUGCUCUGGGGGCUGCUGCCUCUCACCCAGCACGUUCCCGGCUCAGAGCACACCAGCAAGCCUGAUGAUCAUGGUAUUUCUCUCAUAAUUGAUGGUUGGUGGCUGCUGCAAACCUGGCACCAUGGGGACCUCAGUGCAUCACUGGGGUCAGGGCUCGUGGGCCUAACAGGAUCCUCUGAAGGCUGCCCUCUCAAAGGGCCUGUGGGUAGAAUUUGGGUUGAUGUCCAAAGCUUGUUCUUCCCCUGACCCCCGCCCUGUGGCUUGGGAGCUCUCACACAAAGCCUUCACAAAGGAGCAUCUGGCACAUAGAAGGUGCCCAGGAUCCAGAAACCAUUGGAAUUCCCAGUUUAGAAGCAACCUUUGCCCCUUCCCAUUGAAUGUAAUCUCUGCCCAAGCCAUGAGAUGCAAGGGGUUAUGGUCAUGAGGUUCUUUGUCUCUAGAGGCUGCACUUUCCACAGUACAUGACUCCUGAGAGCCUGUGAUUUUUUUGACCUCGUAGUUCUAAAAUGCCACAGCAACACCUGUGGCCUCUGAUCCUGGAUAGGUGGCCCAGAGCUCCAUGCAGGGGCUUCUCCCCUGAUUGCCUUUAGGUCCUGGGCACACUGGGUCAGGGGUCAGAGAUUACAGGAGGAUCUCUAACACCCAAGUCAGCAUUUGCUGUGUAGAAUUGCUGCCUGACUUUACAGAAGGCUUUUGUAGUUUUCCCUCCUGGAAAAACAGUCAGGUGUUUUAAACCCUGGUAAAUGGCUUAUCUUUCCAGACUUGCUCUCAAGCCUCACCCAGAGGAAAGGGUGCAGACAAGGGAGCCUGUGCAUGCUCGGCCUCCAGCAGGUUGUUGAGAUGCCGUGGCUUGCUGGCCAGUUCCGUUUCUGACUCUGCUGUUCAUUCUCAUCUGCUGUUCACAGCCUCACACCAGGCACAGCUCUAGAGUCAGCUAGAGUGGGCCAUCCGAAUCCACAGAUGGGCGUCAGCAGUAAUCUGACUGGUGCUCUGGAGGCAAAGGUGCUGGAGCCCUUGGCCGUCUCAGCUCUGGCCUUUGGGCACUUGCUUUAUUCUUUGACCCAGGUUCCUACCCUGUGAAAAAAUGGUAAAAUCAACGGGUUGUUGAGAGGCUCAGAUCAGUUAAAGCAUAUAUGCAUGAGAGACACUGAACUUGAGAGAUGCGGGGGCACACGUAGCUUUGGAUUAACUGGGCUGCUUCUUGUGCACACCUCCUCUGUGCCAGGCAGCAUGCUUGCCAAGUGCUUUAUGGGCAUUCUCCUGUUUAGUUCCCAUCCCAGCCCUGGGAAGUAAGAACUAGUACUAUCCCUGUCUUUCUGGAUAAGGGAAAAAAAUGAACGCUCAGAGAAUUCUCAUUAUUUCUCCAAUGCUGCACAGCUGAUGGCAUUAAGCCAAAAUUUGACCCCUAGAGCCAGUUCUGUUAGCCACCACCAUGUUCCACUGCCGUCGGUUCACAAAUGCACUUUACCCUGUGUGUGCCGUGGGGACCUCUGCUGGAAAAGAUCAGCCACUUGGAUUUCCAAUGGGCACUUACUGCGGAUUUGCCAGGUCACCCAAGAAACAAAGUCCAUGUGAAGUCGACAGGUUCCUCUGGUAGUUAUUUAGUUUGACAUUCUCAUUCAUCAUGUUUUCUGAGCACCCACUAUGUUCCAGGCCCUGUGCUAGGAACAAUGGUGCAGCGAGAAACCAACAUAGUCUUUUUUUCUCAAAGAAUUUGCAUUCAAGAAAGUAGAAGACAUAGUGAGCAUAUUGGGAGAUACUGGUAAGUGCUAUGAAGAAAAAUAAAGGAUUUAGGGGUGCAGUGGGAAAGAUGUUUUAGACAAGAAUAGCUGACAAAGGAGGGGAGGCACACAGGUGUCCAGAUACCUGGAGGCAGCAUAUUCCCAGCAGAGGAAAUGGCAUGUAUCAAGGCCCUAUAGGGACACAGGCUCCUGAAGAGCCACGAGGAGGAGGUCAGUAGGUGUAGCUGAGUGGCUGCAGCAAUCCAGUGCCACUCCCAUAGCCAGAGGUCUGCACCUUGGCCUGGACUUGGCUUUAAUUGGAGAGAUAAGAGCCUCUGCAGGCUUGGAGACAGAAGAGGAUAUGAUCUGAUCUACACUCUUGAAGGUCCCUUGGAACUGGCAUGGGGAGGGGAAGGGUGAAAGCAGAGACUGGUGUGGGCCUGGGUCCCAGGUGCAGGGGAGAGGCGAGGGGCUCUUCCCCCCUGAACUGGAACCCCAGCACCCUCUUCUCCCAGGAGGCAAAGGCCAUUGCAUUGAAGGAGGUAGGAAAUGGUCAGAUUCUGAAUGUAUAAAAUUAUUUUUUAUAAUUCAGUUUUUGAAGAAAUGAAUCUGCAUAGUUUUAAUCAUGCAAUAUAUACAAUUUAAUGUCUUUUUUUUUACUCAAUAGUAUAUCAUAUUUUCCCUGUUCAUAGCCUGAAUAAAUUAAUUAUAUCAACUUC
Messenger RNA from Marmota flaviventris (yellow-bellied marmot), 4185 nucleotides. It is a transcript of the gene Pofut1, whose product is annotated as protein O-fucosyltransferase 1. The record is from RefSeq and is a predicted model, not a curated record. Gene Ontology annotation, molecular function: peptide-O-fucosyltransferase activity. Gene Ontology annotation, cellular component: endoplasmic reticulum. NCBI's taxonomy places the organism in Eukaryota, Metazoa, Chordata, Mammalia, Rodentia, Sciuridae. Gene Ontology annotation, biological process: regulation of Notch signaling pathway; Notch signaling pathway; protein O-linked glycosylation via fucose.